This is a messenger RNA of Drosophila innubila, 2600 nucleotides long. RefSeq names its product NADH-ubiquinone oxidoreductase 75 kDa subunit, mitochondrial (gene ND-75). Lineage: Eukaryota; Metazoa; Arthropoda; Insecta; Diptera; Drosophilidae. Gene Ontology annotation, cellular component: membrane. The coding region runs from base 112 to 2319 and encodes 735 amino acids. Gene Ontology annotation, molecular function: NADH dehydrogenase (ubiquinone) activity; iron-sulfur cluster binding. The transcript is spliced from 7 exons. Gene Ontology annotation, biological process: ATP synthesis coupled electron transport. The record is from RefSeq and is a predicted model, not a curated record.
CAACCCUGCGCACAGUUACAGUACGACUGUCAAAAGCGAUAAUAAAAGUUGUCUGCUCGGCAUUAAAAAAUUUUUGUAGCGCUGCUAAAUAUUUUCCAGCAUAUCGAAAAUAUGAUACGUGCACCGCUAGUGAAGGCGCUGGGCGCACUCGGCUCACCCACACAUCAGAUCGCCAGCCGAGCGGUGCGCACCAGCGCCGUCGUGGCCCAAACACCGGCCAAGGCGCCCGAGAAGAUCGAAGUGUUUGUCGAUGAUAUUCCCGUGAAGGUGUUGCCCGGCACCACAGUGCUCCAGGCUGCGGCUGAGAUUGGUGUGGAAAUUCCACGUUUCUGUUAUCAUGAGCGUUUGGCCGUCGCCGGCAAUUGUCGCAUGUGCCUGGUCGAGGUGGAGAAGUCACCGAAACCAGUGGCUGCCUGUGCCAUGCCCGUCAUGAAGGGAUGGCGCAUCAAGACCAACUCCGAUUUGACCCGCAAGGCCCGUGAGGGCGUUAUGGAGUUUCUGCUCAUGAAUCAUCCGCUGGAUUGCCCCAUUUGUGAUCAGGGCGGUGAAUGUGAUCUGCAGGACCAGGCCAUGGCCUUUGGCUCCGAUCGCUCACGCUUCACGGACAUUAACUACACGGGCAAGCGUGCUGUAGAGGAUAAGGAUAUUGGACCGCUGGUCAAGACAAUUAUGACACGUUGCAUUCAUUGCACACGCUGCGUGCGCUUUGCCUCCGAAAUAGCCGGAGUCGAUGAUCUGGGAACCACAGGACGCGGCAAUGACAUGCAAAUCGGCACCUAUGUGGAGAAGCUCUUCCUCACCGAGCUCUCGGGCAAUGUGAUUGAUCUGUGCCCCGUCGGCGCACUCACCAACAAGCCGUACAGCUUUGUGGCACGUCCCUGGGAGAUCCGCAAAGUGAGCAGCAUCGAUGUGCUCGAUGCCGUUGGCAGCAACAUCGUUGUGAGCACCCGCACCAAUGAGGUGUUGCGCAUCCUGCCACGUGAGAACGAGGACGUCAACGAGGAGUGGCUGGCGGACAAGUCGCGUUUCGCCUGCGAUGGUCUGAAGCGCCAACGUCUUGUGGCGCCCAUGGUCCGUAUGCCAAAUGGUGAACUGCAGGCUGUCGAAUGGGAGGGUGCUCUCAUUGCUGUGGCCAAGGCUCUGAAGAAUGCCAAAGGCCAGAUUGCGGGUGUUGCCGGUCAACUGGCUGAUGUGGAGGCAAUGGUGGCACUUAAGGAUCUGGUCAAUCGCCUGGGUGGUGAGAACCUUGUCACCGAACAGGACUUUAUCAAGGGCAGCGGCAUCGAUGUGCGCUCCAGCUAUCUGCUUAACAGCACCAUUGCAGGUCUGGAGCAGGCUGAUGCUGUCCUUCUUGUGGGCACAAAUCCCCGCUACGAGGCACCGCUGGUCAACACACGUCUGCGCAAGGCUUACGUACACAAUGAGCUGCAGAUUGCCUCCAUUGGUCCCAACAUCGAUUUGUCCUAUGAGCAUGAAAACUUGGGCGCCGAUGCCGGCCUCAUCAAGGAUGUCUGCAGCGGCUCUCAUGCUUUCUCCAAGGUGCUGGAGGGUGCUAAGAAGCCAGCGAUUAUCAUUGGCGCUGACCUCCUAGAGCGUCCCGAUGGUGCCGCCAUUCAUGCCACCAUUUCCGAGUACUGUCAGAAGAUUAGGAAGCCGGAUUGGAAUCCCUUCAAUGUCUUGCAUAACAGUGCUGCCCAGGUGGGCGCCUUUGAUGUGGGCUACCAACCGGGACUGCAGCGUGUGUUGCAAGGACAGCCAAAGGUGCUGUUCCUGCUGAACGCCGAUUCUGGUAAAUUGAGUCGCGAUCAGUUGCCCAAGGACUGUGUGGUUGUGUACAUUGGAUCCCAUGGUGACAAUGGUGCCUCCAUUGCCGACGUUGUGCUACCUGGAGCUGCAUACACGGAGAAGCAAGCGAUCUACGUUAACACAGAGGGCAGAUCACAGCAAACAUUGCCAGGCGUGUCGCCUCCAGGCAUGGCACGCGAGGAUUGGAAGAUUUUGCGCGCUCUCUCGGAGAUAAUGGGCAAACCAUUGGCUUAUGACACACUCGAUGAGCUGCGCUCUCGCCUCGAUGAUAUUGCACCACAUCUGACGCGUUUCGGCGAGCUUGUGCCGUCGGCCAACAGCGAAGCCAGCGCACAGACAACACCCAGCAAAUCCAUCAGUGGCGGCGCCAUCGACGUGAAGCUCAAGGAACUGCGCGAUUAUUUCAUGACCGAUGCCAUUUCCCGCGCCUCGCCAACCAUGGCCAAGUGUAUAUCAGCGGUCAACAAGCAGCAGCGACAGGAUGAGGCGGCCAAGCAGAGUGCAGCCAUCUAAACGGAUGCGGAUGCGGAUGCAGAUGCAGAUCUGAUCUGAUAUAACAUAAAUAUUAAAUAAUUAAUGUUGUUUCUUUUUUUUUUUUUUAAUUGGUAUCUUGUCAUUUUGCUCUUUACUCAAUUUAACCGAGCAGAGAUUAGCGGGCAGCAGAGAGAAGCAAGCAGAAACGAAUGCAAAAGAUGCUAUUUAAAAAAAUAUUGAGCGGACGUCGAGCAAUUUUGUAAAUGUCAUUGAUAUUGUUGUAAACAAACAAUUAUACAAUACGAAACUAGGAGAAAAAC